Molecule: messenger RNA, 2566 nt
Organism: Ruditapes philippinarum (Manila clam)
Lineage: Eukaryota; Metazoa; Mollusca; Bivalvia; Venerida; Veneridae
Product: MFS-type transporter SLC18B1-like
Exons: 14
Coding region: 281-1858 (525 amino acids)
Biological process (GO): transmembrane transport
Molecular function (GO): transmembrane transporter activity
Source: RefSeq, a predicted model, not a curated record
CAUCGUGUACUUAAAAUUCUACUACAUUAUAAACUCGUUAAGUAUGUUUAGCGUUCUAUACCGUAGCACAAAUAACGUACAAACGUAAACAUGCCCUAGUUGCGUGACGAUCAUUUUUCUAUCAUGUUUAUUGAUUUACGGAUGUUGUAAACACGUGCUUUUUCAUUGUGUAAUUGCUAAUCAAAGAUGACAUAUACUAUGGAAUUAUCAAUCAAUAUUAAUUUAUAGAUAUGUAUUUAGUUUAGAGUGGUUAUAUAACGAGAAAGGUUUACAGUUAGUAAUGACAGUGACUAGCCAGGAGGACAGUGAUAAAGAACGUUUCUAUGAUAUUCCGAGUCAAGAUACAUCACUGAAUACCGAGCAUGACGAGCAUGACGUGUUCAGUGAAAGAAGUUCAUUACUAGAGCGGGGUCGGCAGACGACACGAACGCCAUCCAUUUAUAGGUCAAGGUCAUUAUCGAUUUCGUCAUCUCGGAUUGAUUCAGAGAGUUCUACCUUAUCAAUAUGGACGUUGACUCGAACACAGAAGAUUGUCUUAGCAACAACAUCCAUCGUGGACUUGCUUUCUUUCCUCAGCAUGUCUAUAAUGGCUCCAUUUUUCCCGGAAGAGGCUUUAAAGAAAGAUGUGAGUGAUACAUUAUCCGGGUGGAUAUUUGGAACAUCACCAUUUGUUCAGUUCCUUGCAUCUCCUUUUAUAGGCAAGUUGAUGCCCCACGCUGGUGUAAAGUUUAUGUCUAUAGCAGGGAUGUUCAUAUUCAGUGGAUGUACCAUAUUAUUUGGUUUAUUAGCUUAUGUACCGUCUGACAAUGGUAACGGUGUAUUUAUAGCUCUCUCCUUCACGUUACAAGUUGUACGGUCUAUUGGUAUCACUAGUGCCAGUACUGGGUCGUUUGUUCUCUGUGUACAACACUUUCCAGAUAAUAUUUCAUCAGUAUUCGGUUUUGGCGAGAUUUUUGUUGGUUUAGGGUUAGUAGCUGGGCCUGCAGUCGGAGGUUUACUGUAUGGGGUUGAUGGUUUUUACCUUCCAUUUGUAUCUAUAGGUGUAUUAGCAAUGCUUUGUGUACCUUUUAUGAUCGCAUUUAUUCCUUCAGAUGAUCAAGCACCAGCAAGCGAUUCUGAGACGGAUAAUGAAAAGGUGCCAUUCACUAAAAUAUUCUGCUCUCCAAACGGAAUACUUACUGUUUUCACAAUCGUCGCCAGCACUUUCAUGUGGUCUAUACUUGACCCUACACUUGAACCUCAUUUAAGGAAGUUUAAUCUUAGACCAGAGCUAGUCGGCGUUAUAUUUCUUGUAAUGGCAGCAGCUUACGCCGUGACAGCCCCUCUAUGGGGUUGGAUUUCCGAUAAAUUGGACGAUCAGAGACUAUUACUGAUGGUGGGAUUUUUAUUUGCCUGUCUCGGUUCUUUAUUAAUAGGUCCUUCUCCACUUAUUGGGCUUGAUGAAGAUUAUUAUCAGUUAUGGUUGGUGGUGCUUGCUCUGGUGGUUCUUGGCGCGUCUGCAAGUUUGUCGUCUGUUCCUACAUUCGAUAUGUUCUUUAUGCUAGCAGAGAACGCCGGGUGUGAGAACGGCACAGCAACUUACUGUAUGGUGUCGGCUUUCUGGAUGUCAAUGUACUCGCUUGGUGAUUUCCUUGGUCCGUCUGCAGGUGGAUUUUUGUUGGACUAUGUGGGUUUUAAUUUGAUGACUACUUAUUCAGCUGGUUUAUGUUUAUUUAUGGCUUGUUUGUUGGUAUUAAGCUGGCUAUGUGAUCUAAAAGCUAUAAAGAAAUGUCGACAGAAGCCUACAGAUGUCAAGGUAUAUCAAGCAUACGAUACCUUUACCUCAAACGACUGCUAUACGUCAUCAAUGGUCGAAUAACGUCAUCAGUGGUUGAAAAUCGUCAUCAAUGGUCGAAUGUCAUCAAUGGUUGAAUAACGUCACCAAGGGUAGAGAUAACGCCAUCAAUAGUUGAAGAUCGUCAUCAAUCUUUGAAUAACGAUAUCAAUGGUUGAAUAACGUCAUCAAUAGUCGAAUAACGAUAUCAAUGGUUAAAUAACGUCAUCAAUGGUCGAAUAUCGUCAUCAAUGGUCGAAUAACGUCAUCAUUGGUUGAAUAACGUCAUCCAUUGAUGCAUUAAGCCAGUAACUGUGAUGCGGACAUACUCAACCAGACAUUGAUAACAAUGUUUGAUAGAAGAGAUAACAUUUCCACUUCAAAAGCCGCAACUGAUCCAGUGAUAAGGCAGAAGUACGGGGUUGUGAUUUUGGAUAAAUGGUGUACACUUUCAGUGUAUGAGGUGCAUGGAAAUUGUAUGAAGAUUUACCAGUGUAAAGAUUACAAACAAGAACUACAUUCCCUCAUGAAAUUGAAGAGUAUGUCUUGGUUCUUACCAUGAAAGUAAAUUGUGAUAUAUGGACUUGUCCAUGACUUAAGUAGCUAAAGAUUUGACAGUCUUCCAUGACAAAAUUAUUUUAUUAAUAUUCCAAGUAUUUAUCAAGAUCUAUAUCUUGGUUUGUGAUGAGCCCUUCCCAAGCAAUAUGGAUCACCUUGGGUUACAAGAUAAGUGCAAUAAAAAUAUUUUUUUAA